Porites evermanni is the source of this 1791-nucleotide messenger RNA. NCBI's taxonomy places the organism in Eukaryota, Metazoa, Cnidaria, Anthozoa, Scleractinia, Poritidae. The record is from the annotation of a GenBank genome assembly.
AUGUGGUAUAGCUCACUUAAGGACUCACUUAAGUCAGAUAAGAAUCUGAGGUACAAAGAUUUCUUCCGAGCUGUAACCAUAUUAAUGAGAAUACAGAAAGCUGCUGUGGAAUUACAAUUAGAUUGCCGUAAGUCCCCUCCUUUGACCUCUACAAUAGAGUACUAAAGUGAUGACGUCAUAAAAAUGUAAUAUCUGAAAUUAUGGGAUUUGUCAGGAUAUUCUGAAAGAACAAUGUCCAAGAGGCCUACUUGCCAAAAAUGAGCAUUUUGGGGCAAAUUGUCUCUGAGAUCGUAGCCCAGUUAUGCUUAGAAAACCCUAUAUAAAAACCCUUCUAAAUUUAGGAGUUUUCUAAGCAUAACUGGGCUGCGAUCUCAGAGAUAAUUUGCCCCCAAAAUGCUCAUUUUUGGCAAGUAGGCCUCUUGGACAUUGUUCUUUCAGAAUAUCCUGACAAAUACCAUAAUUUCAGAAAUUUCAUUUUUAUGACGUCACACUUUAGUACUCUAUACCAAAGUUUUAUGUGUAAGAGAGAUGACAUAAAUGUGACACUUAAUAAUUAAUUAUUCAUAUUCUUCUUUAUUUAUCAUUAAUUAAAUAAUUGUAAUUGAACUGAGUGGAUUGCAAUUUGGUCUAAAAUCAUAUGCGUCAUUUCAAAGUUGUUCAAUUUGAAAUCACAAGUAUGAUUUCAGACUAAAAUUACCUGACAUGAAGUUUAGUUGCCACUUUAUUACAGAGAGGUUUGAAAUCACAGAACUCAAUCAGUGACAAUAUUUGAUCAAUCUAGUAGCGAGUAGAAAAAGAGGCUUUUACUUCUCAUUUUGUAUUCAAAACAAAAAUGAUGCGAUAAAGAGGAAAAAUGGUGCGAUUUAGAAUGUAAAUGGUGUAGUUUAGAGCAAAAAUGAUGCAAUUUUAAUAGAAGAGAUGUGAUGUAGAGCAAAAAAUGGUGUGAUUUGUGAAUAAAUCACUUCUGUCAGCCACUCAGAUUGCUAGGAUCACCAGUCAGGUUUUCAAAAUGGAUGUAAUAAAAUAAAAUUAUCUGCAUAUAAUUUGCUGUAAUUUAUUGCAGGGAAUAGAGUUAAUAGUAACAAUAGUAUUAACAUUUUGUUAUCUGUUGCACUUUUGAAAAUACUGCAAAUUUACCGAACCAAACAGCAUUUUACUUUUAACAAGAUUCUGAUCUGUACUUCACCAUUCUUUUAUUUCACAAAGAACUUUGCAUCCUUUUUUUGCGUAAGUAUGCUGAAUAAGUCAAGUAUGUCAGUUGACCAGAGACGUGGAGUCGAAGAAAAAUGCCUUCUUUGAAGCUAAAAUCCCAAAAGUGCUGUUAAGUAAAGUUGGGACCUGACUAAUAAUUACUAAGAAUGUGACUGCAUGUACAUCGUUUUCCCUCUAGGAAAGUGGGGAAAUGAAAGUGAUGGAGUGGUAGAAGUCUGUUUGUUUCCUUGGAGCAAAGCUACCCUUCCCACAGUUGAAGAUAUCAUCACAUUGUUUAAUUUUCAUCCUAAGCUGAGCGAAAAGCCGAUGGUAGAUACAAGUCAUAAAAAGCAUGAUGAUGAUAAUGAUGAUGAUGAUGAUGUGCUGAUGAGGAAACUAAGCUGCAAUAGCUUGCGAUCGUUCAUAAAAGACGACAAACAGAGAGCAGUAAAUUUCUUUAAAUGGCUUAGAAAAAUAUUCACACCUUUCAUUUACAUUGGUAUUGGCUGUGAUUUAAUGAAUCCAGUUAUUUGUUUCUUGUUGGGACAUGUUGCUCCAGGUUGGGUUGGAGGAGUGUUAACAUCUUUGGUUUGCACUUAA